Rotaria sp. Silwood1 is the source of this 981-nucleotide messenger RNA. The record is from the annotation of a GenBank genome assembly. Lineage: Eukaryota; Metazoa; Rotifera; Eurotatoria; Philodinida; Philodinidae.
AUGUCUGUCAUCAAGUCAAUUAAAGGAAGCGAUCAACUUCUUCUCGAUGGUUUUCGUUCUCGUCGAGAUAGAUUAGUAUGGCGUUGUGUAAAAGCUAACUGCAAAGGGCGUGCUCGUCAUGAUGGAAAUAUUUAUCAAAUGUAUCAAGAUCAUAUAUGUCAAGCACCAGAUCCAAAUGAAAUUGAAAAAGCUUUAUUUAAUUAUGAAAUUAAGAAGAAAGCAGAACAAUGUCAUGAUCCACCAAGAUUAAUUAUACACGAAGCACGGCUCAAAUUAUCAUCAGAUGCUGCUAUUACUAUUCCACAAUGCACUGCAUUACAACGUUCGAUUCAACGUAUUCGACAAGAUGAAAAUAUUCCAACAGAACCUAAAACAUUUGCCGAUAUUGUUAUUCCACCAAAUCUUCAAAAUACUGUUACAAAUCAAAAAUUUAUAUUGUAUGAUAAUAAUGAUCAUCAUCGUCGAUUAUUAAUAUUUGCCAGUAAAGAACAAUUAGAUUUUUUGAAUGGAUGUGAGAGCUGGCAUUGUGAUGGCACAUUUGCUGUAGCUCCACGAUUAUUCGAACAGAUGUAUUCUAUUCAUGGUUCAAUACGUGGAAAAAAUUUGCCAUUAGUUUACUCACUUUUACCAAAUAAAAAUCAAGAAACAUAUGAAGAAGUAUUUACAAUUGUUAAACAGCACAUUGAACGUAAACCAAAAUACAUCACAAUUGAUUUUGAAAAAGCGGCUGAAAACGCAUUUGGUGUUAUAUAUCCGCAAUGUGAUAUACUUGGUUGCUUCUUCCAUUUUAAACAAUGCAUAUGGAGAAACAUUUGUGAAUUACAUUUGAAAAAAGAAUUUCUUGAAAAUGAUAUUAGUCGUCGUUCAAUGAAAAAUUUAGCAGCAUUAGCUUUUAUUCCACCACAAAAUGUUAUCGAAGAAUUUGUUCGAAUAAAAGAAAAUGCGUCAGAUGUAUUAGAUGGUAAGAAGAUGUUUGCAUAA